Molecule: messenger RNA, 639 nt
Organism: Camelina sativa (false flax)
Lineage: Eukaryota; Viridiplantae; Streptophyta; Magnoliopsida; Brassicales; Brassicaceae
Source: RefSeq, a predicted model, not a curated record
AAGUCUUGGCCUUUCCGAUUUCAGAUUUUUUUCUCAGGUUCCCACGCGCCACCGCGAAACAGCAAAAUCCCAAAUUGGCGAAGAGAUGCAAGGAGGAGGAGGAGUGUGGAGCCAACUAUGGAGGAAAUACGCUGAUUAUAACUACAACAAGUUCGAGAGAUUUGCUGUUUGGGAAAUGAUCGAACCUUACCGCCGACCAAAAACCUUCACGGCUUUGAUUACUAUCUAUGUCGCCGCCUUUUACACCGGCGUCAUCGGCGCUGCAGUUACAGAGCAACUCUACAAGGAGAAGUUUUGGGAAGAGCACCCUGGGAAAACGGUGCCUCUGAUGAAGCCAGUAUUCUAUCGAGGACCAUGGAGAGUUUAUCGUGGUGAGGCUAUUGCUUCAGAUGCUAGCAGCCAGUGAAGGUAACAGUUUAGGCUAUCAGAGACUAUGUUCGGUAUAUGAGUGCAUGUAUCCUACUUUGAGUUGUUUAAAUGUUCUCUAGGCAUCUUUGGGUUUAAGCUGGUCGGUAUAUUAUGCUUGUAGACAAUAAGGUCUAUUGACGAAUACACUCUGUUAAAGAAUUGAUUUUUCCUACUUGUAAUGAACAGUCUCGUUAUAGUAUUUAAUGAUUUGAUAAGAGAAGUUUAAGGGUA